Messenger RNA from Rhododendron vialii, 4273 nucleotides. RefSeq names its product probable disease resistance protein At4g27220. The transcript has 3 exons. The record is from RefSeq and is a predicted model, not a curated record. Gene Ontology annotation, molecular function: ADP binding. NCBI's taxonomy places the organism in Eukaryota, Viridiplantae, Streptophyta, Magnoliopsida, Ericales, Ericaceae. Bases 383 to 4069 code for a protein of 1228 amino acids.
UUGGAAGGCUAUGAACGUUUCCACAGGGAAAGUUGGCUUGGAAGGACAAAGACCAACCCUUCUUCUAAGUCAGCAGCUCCAAAACCAGAUAGAUAGUGGACUCUGCUUUUUCCUGCUCUUCUCUGGUAAUAAUAUCAUCUGAUUCUGAUCAUCAAACCCCUGAUCGAUCCAUAUAUUCCUUUGAUAAUUUCGAUUCAAAGGGUUUUAUUGGGAUACUGUUUGGGUGAAUAAUAGCUUUGCUCUUCCAUUCUCUACUGCGGAUAAGUUCAUUAUAAGUUGUGCUCAUGAUGAGCGUAUGAAAGAGACAACACAGACAGAGCAGGAAAGCCCUGUGCGUGUUUUCUUCUUCCGGCAAUACACAAACGCAACAGAGACGUGAGAAAUGGCUCUCGAAUGUGUUCUUUCCAUCGGAGAAAACCUAACUGACCCGAUUCGUUGUCAGUUUGGUUAUCUGAUUCAUUAUAAAAGAAACCUUGAAAGUCUAGGGGGUGAAGUCAAUAUGCUGGAAGAGAGAAGAGGCGCAGUACAACUAUUGGUUGAUAAUGCCAAAAAAAAAGGACAACUUAUUGGACCUGAUGUUGAGGGAUGGAUGUCAAGAGUAGAUGGACUGAGUAGUGAGGCCAACUGCAUUCUCGAACAGGAUGAAGCAGCUGAAGUGAAGAAAAAACGUUGUUUGAAUGGGUGGUGGUGGUGUCCAACCCUCAAGUCGCGCUACUCACUUAGUCGGAAAGCAAAAAAGAAGGUAGUGGAGGUGGCUAAGCUGCGAGAAGAUGGAAACUUUACCCAAGUAUCGUACCUUGUGCCUCCACCCGGGAUACAAUCCAGACCCACUGAUGGUAUUAAAGGUUGCAAAUCUAGGAGUUCAAUCCUGAAGAAAGUCAUGGAGGCGCUCAAGGAAGAUGGCGUUAGUAAUAUGGUUGGCGUAUGUGGGAUGGGAGGAGUUGGUAAGACGACACUAGUGGAAGAAGUUGCCAAGAAAGCAAAGGAAGAAAUAUUGUUUGAUGACGUGGUGAUGGCAGUAGUGUCCCGGAACCCUGAGGUUAGGAAGAUUCAAGGUGAAAUUGCGGAUCUAUUGGGUUUUCAAUUUGAGCAGGAGACUGAAUCUGGAAGAGCGGAUAAUCUUCGUGACCAGAUAAAGCGUAGGAAGACGAUUCUCGUCAUAUUGGAUGAUGUUUGGAAGAGACUUGAGCUGAAACACGUUGGCAUUCCAUUCGGAGAUGCCCAUAAAGGUUGCAAAAUUUUGGUGACUUCAAGAAGUGAAGAGGUUUGCAACGAUAUGGGAGCUCAAAAAAAAUUCAAAGUUCAAUUCUUACCUAAAGAAGAAGCAUGGUCUCUCUUUUGCGAGAUGGCUGGAAUUUCUGAAGAACAGACUAAUUUCCAGCCCAUGAAGAUGGCAGUUGCGAAUGAAUGCAGAGGCCUACCGAUUGCUAUUGUUACAGUUGGAAGGGCACUCAAAGGAAAAGAUGAGCCUUCCUGGCGUUCUGCUCUUGCGCAAUUAUGCAAGUCCAACGGCAAAAACAUCAGGGGAGUAGAGGAAAAUGUGUUUAGACCUCUUGAGUGGAGUUACAAUUACUUGGAAAGUGAGGAAGCCAAGGGAUGCUUUUUGCUCUGUUCCUUAUUUCCAGAAGGUUCUGACAUUCCAAAAGAAGAUAUUGUUAGGUACGGGAUUGGACUAGAGCUGUUUAGGAGCAUUGAUAGCGUGGGAGAAGCAAGAGACAGAGUACAUGUCCAUAUCGAUCAUUUGAAAAAAUGCUUUUUAUUGAUGGAUGGAGAAAAUGAUGGAUGUGUUAAAAUGCAUGAUGUGAUACGAGAUGUCGCUUCCAGGGAGGAGCAUUCGUUUAUGGUCAAAACACUUAAAGAAUGGCCAGAGAAUGAAAGGCGCGGAAAUUAUGCCAUAAUUUCCAUGAUAUGCUCUGGUAUGCGUGAGGGGCUACCUCAUAAUUUAGAGUUUCCGAAACUUCAGCUUUUAAGGCUGGAGUCCGACUGGGCCAUUGAAUCCCCUGAGAGUUUGUCCGACCCGGCCAUUGAAUCCCCUGAGAGUUUGUACCAAGGGAUGAAGGAACUCAAAGUGGUACAUAUGUCAAGCAUGUAUGUCCAACCACUGCCGAGAUCAAUCCAAUGCUUAACCAACCUUCAAACCCUAUCACUGCAUCAUUGCUACCUAGCUGAUAAAGAUUUGCUGGCAAUUGAAGCACUAAAGAAUCUGGAAAUUUUGAGCUUUACUGGAUCUACUAUCGAGGAGUUGCCAAGAGAAAUUGGCAACCUUAAUCGCUUGAAGCUACUAGAUUUUUUGAACUGCGAUGUGACAAGGAUUCCUCAUGGGGUUUUGUCAAGUUUAUUGAAGCUAGAAGAGUUGUAUCUUGGGGUGAGCUUUGCGGGGUGGGAUGUUGUUGUAGAGGGAAAAGAUAUUAUACUAAGUAAUGCGUGCAUUGCUGAGCUAGCAUCCCUGCCUAAUUUGGUGGCUUUGGAUAUUUAUGUACCAAACAUUGAGUGCUGGGUCUGGCCUAGAGAUGUGGUUUUUCUUGGGAACAUAAGAGCAUUCCACAUUUGUUUUGGGAAAUCAAGCAGAUAUAUUGAUGAAUGUUUGUAUCCAUCAACCAAUCGACUGACACUAAAAUGUAUUGACAUCAGUCAUGGUGUUAUGGAGAUACGUGGACUUAAGAUGCUAUUCAAGAUCACUAGAAUUCUGUGCUUUAAUUCAGUAACGUGGGUGAAGCACAACAUCUGUGAUUUGGACCAUGAUGGUCUAAAAAACUUGUCAGAGCUGCAAGUGGUUCGUUGUUUAGAUUUGGAGUCCCUCAUCAACACAAUCGAUGGCCCGCUAGCAAAGGAGGCUUUCUGUGCGCUGAAAACUCUUCACCUUUCUAUCUUGCCUGAACUGAUGCAUUUGUGGAAGGGUCCCACUCAACUUGCAUGCCUCCGCAAUCUGACAGAUGUAACAGUGUAUAGAUGUCCGAAAUUGGGAUACUGUGUGUUCUCACUUGCCAUAGCUAGAAAUCUAAUGCAAUUGCAGAAUAUUACGAUACAAGACUGUGAUCAAUUGGAGGUGAUUGUUUCUAAUAUUGGUGGAGGAGAGCAUGAGCUAGCAUCAGCAGCAGCAGAAGAAGAUGAAGAUGAAAUUCAGUUUCCGAAACUGACAUCGUUGAAGCUUCAUUAUCUGCCAAAUUUUACUGGUUUUUGCAAACCCAUGAAUGCAGUUAAGUUGCCGCAAUUGAAACACUUGGAACUGGAAGAUAUUCCAAAGAUCAAUUUUCUAUGGCCUACUUCACAGACUAAUUAUGGAAUCACCAUUAGACCACUCUUCAACGACAAGGAUACAUUGAGUAGCAUUGAGACAUUGAACAUCUUUAAUAUGGAUAAUCUCAUAGAAAUAUGGCCUGGGGAUCUUCAAGCAUUAAAACUAAGGGAUAUAGAGGUUCACUACUGUCACAAGUUGUUGACUAUUCUUUUUCCAUCCAAUUUGAUCGAAUGUAUGCAAAAUCUAGAACGACUUCAAGUGCACACUUGCGACUCAGUGGAAGUAGCAUUUGACCUUUGCGGAUAUCUAAAUGUUGGCGGAAAAGGCAAAGGACCUAUAGCUGUAGCACUCCCUUGCUUAGCUCAUCUGGUACUCGAGAAUCUACAAAACUUGACGCAUGUUUGGGCAAAUGGUUCACGGACAAUUCAAGGCUUUCAGAAUUUAAGAUUCCUGACUGUGGAUGGUUGCAGCAGUUUGAGAAUUCUGUUAUCACCUUUUGUAGCCAAACUUCUUGUGAACCUAAAAAAAUUACAAAUACGGAUAUGUAAGGUGAUGGAAGCGAUCGUUGGUUGGGAACAAGAAGCAGAUGAUGAAGUGACACCAAAUACAAUCUUCAUAUUCCCUCAGCUAACUUACCUAGAGCUCGUGAAUCUGCCACUCCUUGCGAAUUUCUGUCCCCAGACUUGCACUUUCCAAGGAUCCUAUUUGGAAAAAGCUUGUAUUAGCGAUUGUCCUGCAAUGGAGUCACUCCCUUCAGCAGUCCAAAGCGUGAUUGACGAGCAACAGUUCUGCAAUGGAGUCACUUCCUUCAGCAGUCCAAAGCGUGAUUGACGAGCAACGGUAAGUUUAAAAAUCGCGUAGAUUUUCAACAUUACCCAACAUGUAUCUUGUUUAAGGUGUAAUAGUAAUAUAUGCAUUCUAAUCCAGUCGAUCACCAUUAAUUCAUUCUAUCUCUAUGUUUCAGUAUGCAGAUAUUCUAAAUCUCUUGAAUCUUCGAAAUCUACUCCCUUUGGCCAUUAUUGUUUGGUCUUUUUU